ACUAAAAUAUCAGAAAAUAGAUUAUGCUCGAUUAUGCUUUCAUACUUCAUAGUUUUGGAAACGCCUUACAAGUCGUUACCAUGAGUGCUGAUGGUUUAUCGAUCAAUCGCUGCUCUCCUUUAGGAACGCCCUGGCCGUCAGUCGUCAACAAAAUCACAAAGACCACAGACAUUUUCAGUUAACCAUGGAAGAAAUCUGCUUGCUUAAAGUUGCACUUGAAGUCAUUUUCGAUCAAACUAUAGAUAAACUUAUUUUACACGAAACGAUUCGGGAUGGAAAUUCCAAUAGUGACUUUUCCAGAUGGAGUUGUAUUAUUGAAAAGACUUUAAAGGAUGCCCUGAGUGAGCCUACAGGAAAUCCAAAACUGUCCCUCUCCGUACACACUGCAGAGAUGGAAUUGCUGAAAGAAAUGGAAAUUUCCGAGAAGCAGAAGCAAGAACACAUUUGCUCGAAAAUCGAAUAUGAGAAAAAAGUUCUAGAUAACCAUAAAACAAAGCUCUUUACUACGAGCAAAGUUUUAAACGGAAAUAUAUGUAAACUGAAGGAUGGAUUAGAUAGACGAGCCGAAUCUACCUCUAAAAGCUUCGUGCACUGCGAAAACCAGGAAGAAAAUUUUGUCAAAUCAUUCAAUGAGAAGUUUCGCCUAGAACAGGAAGAAUGGGGGAAUAAAAUUACUGCGUUAGAAAGGGAUAUUGAACAGGAAAACUACCGAAAUACUGAAGAAAAAAUGAAACUUUGCAGUGAAAUUGACAAGCUUACGUUGUCUGCAUCAACAAUGCAGAUUUAUUGGGAAACGUUUUCCAAAGCGUUAACGCAAGAAAGAGAUGAAAUACUGCGAAUGCACGAAGCUAUUAGAUCACAAGUAAACAUUAUUUCGGAUAAGCUCAUCAAAAGGCAAACUUUGGUAAAUCAAGACCGGCAGGAAAAACAACGAGCAGAGGAGGAGAACCUAGCAUUCGCGAAACUUUCAAUGGUUGUAAUCAAAAUUCAGUCAUGGUGGAGAGGUAUUCUUGCUCGCAGGGACUAUGCUAGAUACAGGAUCGCCUGCAAAAAAAAACCAAGACAGCUGGCACAGAAACUUGAUACUCAGCAAAAAAAAGUCGUUCACUUGAAAGCGAUUUGAAACGUAUGCAUUAUCUAGAUGGAUUUCGUUAGUCUUCUGACUAUUUUUUUUUUUUUUUUGCAUAUGGAAUCAUAGAGGGGUUGGAUAAAGUCAAUCGCUCGAGUGCAUGAAAUAUAAGGGCUUAUUUAAAAUUCAAAAUCUUGAGUUUGGCCGCCUGAUUACAGCCGGUAAGGGCCGAUUGCUAAUCCCUAGCGAGCCCUAUGUGCUAUGUGUUAUAAGAAUACAAAUUAAAUCGGAAGAGGCUUCAAA
Messenger RNA from Daphnia magna, 1372 nucleotides. Its product is annotated as dynein regulatory complex protein 9. Gene Ontology annotation, molecular function: protein binding. NCBI's taxonomy places the organism in Eukaryota, Metazoa, Arthropoda, Branchiopoda, Diplostraca, Daphniidae. The transcript is spliced from 6 exons. Bases 185 to 1123 code for a protein of 312 amino acids. The record is from RefSeq and is a predicted model, not a curated record.